Messenger RNA from Bacillus rossius redtenbacheri, 964 nucleotides. RefSeq lists its product as uncharacterized. Lineage: Eukaryota; Metazoa; Arthropoda; Insecta; Phasmatodea; Bacillidae. Gene Ontology annotation, molecular function: N-acetyltransferase activity. The record is from RefSeq and is a predicted model, not a curated record. The coding region runs from base 116 to 841 and encodes 241 amino acids. The transcript is spliced from 3 exons.
ACAUUCAGAAGUACCUGCACCUGUUAGCAGGUAACAACUAGUGACAGGUGAAUUGCGUCCGGACGCAGGCACCGGGAGAAAUUUAUUACGGUAGAAGCAGCAGCCCAGGAGGACGAUGACCAGCUGGAAGAGACCCGACUCAGUGCCGCACCCCAAGGUGUGGCGGCGAGCGUUCGGCAGGAAGCCGGUGGAUGGCAAGGUGCUGUCCUUCGUCAUCCAGGACGUUCCUGAGGACAGACAGGAGGAGCUAGUGCAAUUCAUGGUGGAGAACUUCAUUAAGAAAGAGCCAAUGUGUGAGUGCCUGAACGCAGCUGACGACCCAGUGAGCAUGGAGCAGUUCCGUGUAUUCUGCGAUAAGGUACUGUCGCAGAGAGUAUCUGUGGUCGCCUUCCUCGAAGACGACGGUCCCCGACCCAGGAUCGCAGGCGCCAACUUACUGGCCGUCUUCACCAAGGCUGAGAAGGACAAAAAAUAUGAGUACAUAGGAGACAUCGCUAAGAAGACAGAAGAGUUUCAGGAAUACUUGAACUCCCUGGCAGACCCCUUCGAGAAGUACGGCCUAGACGAGUACAUAGUAGGGAUAGGUCUGGCGGUGGCCAUGGAGUUCCAAGGCCAAGGACUGGGCAGGGAGAUUCUGAAGGCGAGGUUCGACGUGGGCCGGGCCGUGGGGGUGAAGCUGACGGUGACUGUAUUCAUCGCCAUAGAGUCUCAGGUGCUGGCCACCAGGGAGGGCUUCGAGGAGUUGGCGCGCAUCGACUACGAGGACUACAAGGUGGACGGCAAAGAGGUGUUCCCGGGAAUAACCAGCAAGUGUGCCAUACUCAUGGCCAAGAGGAUAUAGUGAACAAUGAGUCACCUAGUGGCUUCAAUAUCACGAUAAAUUUUAUACUCAAACAUUUUUUUUUUAAAUGUUAACUGGUUAAAUGUUUAUUCUAUAUAACGUAAAUAAAUAAUUUCUGUUUCU